Molecule: messenger RNA, 3492 nt
Organism: Symbiodinium sp. CCMP2456
Lineage: Eukaryota; Dinophyceae; Suessiales; Symbiodiniaceae
Source: the annotation of a GenBank genome assembly
AUGAGCGAGCGACCGCUCAAGAGGUCUGCCGGAACACGUGGCCACCGCAGUGCCCCUUUGAUCCUUGCAGCGGGCGAGAGACUCUUCGAUGGCGAGCACAGCGACCCCGGCGAGAGAUGUCCGACAUCGCCCAGGGGGCCGCCGGCUUCUGCGAGCUCGCAGCCGCAGAGCUUGUCUCCCAGAGAGCAGAUGUUGGUCCAAGCCAUGGACCGCUUGGCUGGCAUCGAUAUCCGACGCACCUUUGACCUCGACGGAAGCGGCUUCGUCAGCGCCGCGGUGCUUAGGCGCUCAUUGUCCGCCUUUGACCCGCAAGUGUUCAAUGCACAUUGCCUGCAAUUGUUGCUUGGUCCGGCGAGUCCGGCGCAAGCAGAUUCGGUACGCAUCCAAGAUGUGUUCGGACCCUUCUGGCAGCCGCUCUGUCAUCGAGUUCAGCUGCUGGAGGAGAAGCUGGCCCAGACGAGGCGUAUGUCGCAGAGGCGGCAGGUGGAGCUCGCACAGACUGCGCAAGAUACCGCUGAUGCUUUGCGAUUGGCACAGCGGGAACUUGCCCAGUUGCAGCCGCACAACAGCUGCCCCAGUGCGGACACUCAGGACGAUGCGAGGUCGAUACUGGAGCUGCGAGAGAGACUAGCUCACAGUGAGCAGCAGCGGAAGAAGAUGGAGGAGCAGCUGCGCAAGAUGAGCCGCGCCGAACGGCAGGUGCCACAGAAAUCGUUGGCUCUGAAAGGUGCCGAGGAAGAGGGCUGCAAGGGGAGGCGAAAACGUGGCACACCACAUUGGCACGAAGAAGCAGCCGACUCCAUGGAUGUGCAAAAGCUCCUCUCUUCAGAGCAAUCGCGAAAGGCCUUGGAGCAAGACUUGCGCCAUGCACUGGCCAAGUUGGAUGAGGUUUUUGUCAACCAUGGCGGUGGACCCUUGCCUCUGCUCGGCAAACAACCUGCUAUUGCGAAGUUUUUGCAGGGCUACCCGCGCUCCCUUCCCAGUGCUCCUGCGGCCAUCAUCGUUGUGACAGCGCACUGGGAGACCGGUUCUGCGCUGAAAGUCACUGCAGCCAGCAGGCACAGCUUGUACUUUGACUACGGCGGCUUUCCCAAGGAAAGCUACGAAUAUCAAUAUUCUGCUCCAGGGAGUCCUGAUCUGGCGCAGCAGAUUGUCGGGCUCCUGACCAAGAAGGGGAUUCAGUGCGCCUCUGACGCCACACGUGGCUGGGAUCAUGGAGUUUUCGUGCCCAUGAUGCUGAUGUUCCCCAAAGCAGAUAUCCCAUUGGUUGCCCUGUCCCUAUACAGCAACCAGGAUGCUCGAGCGCACAUGGCUGCUGGCGAAGCGCUGCAGCCUUUGCGCGACCAGGGUGUCUUAAUCCUCGGUUCUGGGGCUUCCUUCCACAACUUCGACUACUUCUUUGCGAGAGAUCCUGCAAAGCGACUCGAGGGUGUGAGCCACUCGCAGAAGUUUGAUCGCUGGCUGACGGAAGCGCUGACCUCAGAAGCACUGACCCCGGAGGAGCGCAUUGCCCGCCUCUCUGACUGGGCUUCGGCUCCAUCGGCCCGGGAUGCGCAGCCGCUGGGCGCUGCUGAGCAUUUGAUGCCGCUGUUUGUCGUCGCCGGUGCCGCUGGAUACCGACCGGGACGGAAGAUUAAUUCUGAAGCCAAUUCACCGGAAAGUCUGGCCGCAGAGCGCGACAAGCAGCAGUUGCAGCGGUCCCUCGAGGCGCUGCAGGCGUCCAAGCCAGGCAGCGAUGCCGACGGUAGAGCCAACUCCACACGCAAUGAGCUACUGCAACAUGGUGCCGACCAGGAGUUGAAGCGCUUGGAGUUGGCCCUGGCGGCUCAGAGCGAGGCAUGCCGAAGACAAGAGCAGCAACUUCGGGAGCUGUCAGAGCAAAAGGAGGAGCUUGCAGCAGAACUCAAGCGACUACCGGACAACAGCACCGAGGAGCUGCAGGCACAACUUCGAAGGAUGGAGGAUGAAGUUAUCCAAGUCCGGGAAGUGAUGGCUACUCGUGAACGAGAAGCCGUGGAGGCCGUCCAUCACGCUGUUUGCCGCACGAAGGCCGAGUUAGAGGAGCCUUUGCGCGGUUCCGUAGAGCACUUGGAGGCCAAAGCGGAUGCGGCCUUCGACCGUGUCACUCGCGCCGAAGCGGAAAGCCAGGACUUGGCGGAAUGCAUGAGGCAGAUCUCCGGAGAGCUAGCAAAGUUGCAUCUGGACCUGGACGGUUCACAGCAGGCGCUCGCCGAAUCCAAUCGCCGGGCUGGGGAGGCAACAGCAGCCGCUGCAGCAGCCGUCGCGGAGAGCGACGCCAGGCUGUCUAAAGCACAGAGCCAGCAGAAAGAGUCGGAGAAUCGCUUGGAAUUUCUUUCAGGCGAGAUAAUCAAGCUGAAGCUUGAAAAUGCAACGCUGCACAGGGAUUUGCAGCAACAGUCUGCAGAGAUUUCCCGGCUGGAGCAGGAGGGCCGUGGCUUCCAGCAGGAGGCAGCCAGGAGCUCCAAGCAAGCGGAGGCAUUGCGCUCGGAACUUGCUAGCCAGCUCGCACAGUUGCAAACAGUGCAGCGAGAAGCCAAGGAUCUGGCACGAGAGCUGGAGCUGCGGAGCCUACCAGAGCGGCGUUUCGAAGCACUGGACGGUGAAGUGCAGAGGCUCGACGGGCGACUGCAGCAGAUGACUCUUCAGUUCUUGUCUUCUGCUACAACCUCCGACGACUGUUCACGGGUGGCCUCGAGACUGGCGCAAACCGAGCUGCAGGUACCCGAGACACAUACCACGGAGCUUCAUCAACUCCAGAAGGAGCUGGGCACUGUGACUGGCGAGCUGGGUGCCUCCCGGGCUCGUUUGGAGGCUGCCGUGGCCGAGAAACAGGUGCUCGAAGCCCGACUGGCGGAAGCCUUGCAGGAUGUAGAGGAGGCCCGGAAGCAACGUGAGGAGAAGGGCUGGGAGGCAGCUGAAGCUGCGGCUUCAGCCAAUCGGGAGAUGGCAAGGCAACGAUCCGAGAGCGACGAAAAGUACCGUCUUCUGGAGAAGGAGCAUUCCUCAGUGAGGGACAAGCUGCAAAGUGCGCUGUCCGAGCUGGCUCAGGCGGAGAGUCAGAAGAAGGUGCUGGAACUCCAGGUUGAGACGAAGUGCCAGCAGCUGACAGAUCUGGAGGAGCGGCAGGAACGGGAGCUUGCGGCGCAGGCAGAGAAACUGGAGCAAACGCAGGUGGAAGUGGAUCGUUUGACGACUGAACUGUCAAAGGCAUCCCAGGGAUCACCAGCCGAGGAGUUCAAAAGUGCUGCAGAAGAGCUUCGGCCCAGGUCAGAGAGUGAGAAUGACGGGUCCGAAAAGGACCGCAAAAUCCAGGAGUUGCAGGCUCAACUCGAUGAAGUGAGCCAGCAGCUAAGCCAGGUCCAGGCUGAGCUUGAACAGCGCUCCAUCGAAGCUGCCGAAGCUCUUGUGGAUAUCGGCCAGGAUGUAGAUGCCAUUGAGUGGGAGAGUGGCCAGCGUGGGCGCAAGCUGGAG